AUGGCUGCGUACAAGUACUCCAGCGUUGCGUUUCUUCAAUUCUGCAAGCAGGGAAAUGUGGCGGUCAUGUUCUUCAUGCAGCUCGGCCUCCUGACACGCUUCCACGUGUGUAGCAGUGUAGAUCAAGAGCUCACGGACCGCUUCCUCCACUAUGGCAGCCCACCAGGUCGCUGGCAUAAGCUGUCCGUUCUCAUCGUUGUCAUUGCCGGCUGCACAACGUGUGCGCACGGGGAAAUCCAUUUUGUGAUGGUUGGACUCAUCCUCCAGCUCGCAUCGCAGCUGACUGAGUGCUCCAAGAACUUGAUUGGUGAAGCCGUGAUGCAUGGCGCCGGUCUGAAGCUGGACGUGCUGACUUUCGUGUUGUUCCAGGCACCCUUCUCGCUGAUUUUCCUGACUGUGGGGGUGGUGGCCACCUGGACGCCGGAUGUGCUCGUGGAUUUCAAGAGGCAUUGGCACUGGGUGAUGGUAAAUGCCCUGAUCGCUUUCCUGCUAAAUGUUCUCAUAGCCGUGACACUGAAGAAGCUUUCCGCUCUGUCCUUUGUCAUCAUCGGCGUGGUGAAGGACAUGGUCAUUGUGUCUUCUUCUGCCCUGGUCUUCGGCGACCCGGUUUCUCAGACGCAGCAGGUGGGCUUCAUGGUGACGAUUGUGGGCGUGCUGCUGUGGAGCCGGCUGAAGAUGAAAGAGCAGGCGGCGCGGAUGGACCAGGAACGUCUUCCGUUUGCAAAAACGGCCAAAACAAAGGCGUCCCAAGACCAAGCCUUUGAGAGCUGCAGGGUAGAAGCGCCUUUGCCAGAACCACCUUCGAAGUUCUCUUAA
Molecule: messenger RNA, 816 nt
Organism: Symbiodinium necroappetens
Lineage: Eukaryota; Dinophyceae; Suessiales; Symbiodiniaceae
Source: the annotation of a GenBank genome assembly